AUGCUUUCCUUCUCACGUCUUGCAGCGAGUGUGCUGGCCGCACUCGUCACCUUGAGCAGCGCUCAGGAUAACCGAACCGUACAAGCUGGAGCUUACAUAUUGACGGAUGACCUUUCUUACGAAAAAUUUUUCUCGGCUUUUGACUUCUACAACGGCACAGACCCCACAAAAGGGUUUGUUCAAUACCAGAACCGGGACGACGCUAUUAAUCAGGGACUAGUUGGAUAUCUGGAGGAUACCAAGUCUGUCUACAUUGGCGUGGACUACACGACAAAGGAUCCUUCUGGCCGCGCCUCGGUUCGCUUGGAGAGCAAGAAAAGCUUCAACGAGGGUCUGCUCAUCGCCGACAUUCGUCAUAUGCCCGCCUCUGUUUGUGGAACUUGGUUGGCCAUGUGGAUGCUGUCAUCUUCAGCAGAGUGGCCGAACGGUGGAGAGAUCGACAUCAUUGAAGGAGUGAACGACUACGACUCAAAUUCCGCUACACUUCAUACCUCCAAGGGGUGUAUGAUUGACAACGCCACAGCACCCACCGGUGGUUCUGGAGGUACUGGGGAUGUCAAUGCGCCAUUCACUGGUCUUAUGACUACAGAUGACUGCGAUGUCAAUGCACUAGGCCAAGGGAAGAACGUGGGUUGUUCGAUCCAUGCCCCAACCACUAUGCCUGGUCGACAGAUAAGUGGUAGCGGCGGUACUGACACAAGCGAUGGAGAAGUGGCUUUCCCUUCUUAUGGUACCGACUUCAACAAGGCUUCCGGCGGCGUCUACGCUGUGGAAUGGACAUCGACAUCCAUCUCAGUCUGGUUCUUCCCACGAAACUCACCUACCUUCAACCAACACUUUUCGUCCAAUACCACAGCACUCAACCCCUCUUCUUGGGAUACGCCUAUGGCGCAUUUCUCAGGUAGUGGCUGCGAUUUCACACAGCGUUUCAAGGACCUCAAAAUCGUUUUCAACACUGAUUUUUGUGGCGAGUGGGCGGGUAAAGAGUGGGACACAUGCGCGAAGAAGACUGGCGUCUCCACUUGCAAUGCCUAUGUGCAGAACAACCCAGAUGCCUUUCAGGAGGCUUAUUGGGAGGUUGCGGGAUUGAAGUGGUUUCAAAAGGCUGCUAGUUAG
Pyrenophora tritici-repentis Pt-1C-BFP is the source of this 1116-nucleotide messenger RNA. RefSeq lists its product as uncharacterized. Gene Ontology annotation, molecular function: hydrolase activity, hydrolyzing O-glycosyl compounds. The record is from RefSeq and is a predicted model, not a curated record. NCBI's taxonomy places the organism in Eukaryota, Fungi, Ascomycota, Dothideomycetes, Pleosporales, Pleosporaceae. Gene Ontology annotation, biological process: glucan catabolic process.